Messenger RNA from Colletotrichum orchidophilum, 3393 nucleotides. Its product is annotated as STAG domain-containing protein. The record is from RefSeq and is a predicted model, not a curated record. Bases 1 to 3393 code for a protein of 1130 amino acids. The transcript is spliced from 3 exons. NCBI's taxonomy places the organism in Eukaryota, Fungi, Ascomycota, Sordariomycetes, Glomerellales, Glomerellaceae. Gene Ontology annotation, molecular function: chromatin binding. Gene Ontology annotation, biological process: sister chromatid cohesion. Gene Ontology annotation, cellular component: cohesin complex; nucleus; chromatin.
AUGGAGAGCGCGACAGCCUCCCCCGAACCCGAGUCGUCGCGUCGUCGAUCUGGACGCGUCGUGCGAGCCCCCGAAAAGUUUAGCCCAGAGCCAGUCACCGCGCCCAAGCGCAAAAGGCACGAUGAUGACGAUGAAGGAAACGAAGACGAUGACGUUCUGUCGGAUGCUACGAUGAGCGAUGCUGCCGACAGUGACGACGAACGCCCCCGCGCCAGACCCAAGAAGCGAUCAGGCGCAUCGCAAGGGAGCCGCGUAAAGAAGCCUGCGAUCAAGAAACCAAAGACCAACGGCGUAGCCCCGUCUGGUCAUUCCGCAAGUCUUCCAUCGAGGCCGAAGAAAUCCGUCAGAAUCGCCACCGCCGACAAGCAAGGUGAGGGUCUAUAUGCCGAUGUUUUCGGUUCGGGACUGCCCUCGGACGAGGUUGCGGAUAAGUGGCAGACCAGAUAUCAAGUCAAUGAUGCCCUUGCUGUUGUAGAGCUCGUCAACCUUGUGCUGCAGUGCUCUGGUUGCGACCUAGAGGAGCAAGUGACUGAGUAUCCCCUCAUUUCCAGGGCGAAGAACACCAAGGCUUUCCGUGACCUCCUCACUGGAUUUUUCAGGGGCGUUGUGCGCAGCGUUCACGAGACAGAUGUCCUGUACAACGACGCCACCUUGAUGGAGAACCUCGUCCGCUGGAUAGCAUCCAUGUCGACCUCGUCACUUCGCCCUUUCCGUCACACCGCGACAACUGUUAUUCUCUCCCUAGUCUACGGCCUUAUCGAUGUCGCAAACACACUCGACUCACGAAUCACUGCAAUCGAGCAGCAAGUAGCGCAAGCCAAGAGGGGAAAGAAUAAGGCGAAGCUGGCAGAAAUGCAACGCACUCUCGACGAGGCCAACGACAACAGAGAGUUGUGUGGCAACCACAUCAAGGACUUUUUCGACACUACAUUCAUUCACAGAUACCGAGAUAUUGACCCGCGUAUCAGGACGGAAUGUGUCGAAUCCUUGGGAUCCUGGAUCAUUGGUCUUUCUACAGUUUUCAUGCAGCCAGAGUACCUCCGUUACCUCGGCUGGAUGCUAUCAGAUACUGUCGCCUCUACCCGACAAGAAGUUCUAAGGCAAUUGGCACGCAUCUUUAGACGUGACGUUCAACAACUGGGCCACUUCAUUGACCGGUUUCGGCCUCGUCUCAUCGAGAUCUCAACCAAAGACGCCGAGGUUUCCGUGCGCGUUGCUGCGAUCUCUGUCAUAAACGUACUACGGGAUACCGGAAUGCUUGAACCAGAUGAGGUUGACUCCAUCGGUAAACUCAUCUUCGAUAGCGACAUAAGGAUCAGAAAAGCGGUUGUCAACUUUUUCAUCUCCUGCGUCGAAGAUUCUAUUGACGGAAAGAUGGAAGAGCUCGGUGGGCAGGAAGCCCUCGAAGAGACACUCGGCGAAAUCGAGGAGGACGAUUACGACUCGCCUCGCAGUAUGUGGGUCAAUAUCAAAUGCCUAGCGGAGAACCUCGCGGCCUUUGAUGCGCAAGUCGAGGGCGAGCAGCACGACAAUGGCUCAGGUCUUGCUAUUGCCGCAGAUGUCACACAGGCCAACGUUCCGGACACGCGCAUUUCACUUGCCUCCCAGGCCCUUUUCGAAAAAGUGCAGUAUGUAAAGCAGUGGGAGCUCCUGGCAGGAUACCUGCUGUACGACCACACAGUCAGUUCAAAGUCUAAAUCCAAGUCACAUGGUGCCUCAACCGAGACUGCCUUUAAGAAGGCGGUUGGGCCACAGGGCACCGAGGAAGCCAUCCUGCUCGAGGUUCUGGCAUCCGCAGUUAAGAUGUCGAUGCUGCAAGCAGCCGAGAUUGAGAAGAAUAAAAAGAAGAGUGGACGCCCAGAGGUAACUGAGGCGCAAGAGGAGACCGCUUUGGAAUUAGCGACAGCUAUUCCUCAACUCCUCAACAAAUUUGGUGCUGACCCAUCCACCGCUACGAUCGUUCUCAGGAUGGAGCAUUUUCUCGACCUCGAGGUUUUCCAAACUUUACGGCAAGACUCGACCAAGUACGAAAAGUUGCUGGAUGAGCUCAGCACUCAAUUCAACAGGCAUGAUGACAAGAGAGUUGUUGCCGAGGCCGCCGCAGCUCUCCUCCACUCUCGCCAGUAUGAUGAGCUUGAGGAGUUGACUGAUGGAAAGCUUGCGGUUCUGUGGGAGAACGUCAUCAACACCCUGCGCAGCUUCGACAAGACCUGCGAGCUCUCUAUGCGUGGCAAUCUGGCCGAGGAGCACCUCAAGGCGCUUUCCAGCGUGCUAAUGAAGAUUAGUGAGCUUGCUCGCAUAUCCGACUGUGUAGAAGUCUUGGAAACGGAGGGACGCGCAGCCGACUCAAUGUCAUCUACGAUCGAGCUACUCGUUAACAUUGUUGGUCGAGGUACAUUUGAUCCACAGACCGAAGACAUCGAUGACUUGGAGGAUGAGGUCGUCUCAUUUGCAAUCAAGGGUCUUCAGUUCUACUUCAUGUGGAAGGUGCGGAACUUCCAGAAGCUUAUUCAAAGCGAGACCGAAGUACCCGACACUGUGGUUGAUCAUGUUUCCGUUUUGCGUAAGAGGUAUGACGUCGGCCUGAUCAAGACUUUGUCGUCUCGAGCUAUCAUCGACGAUAUCCGUAUGUUUGCCACUGGUGCUCUAUGCGAUAUCCACGUGCUCUUCGGCUCUUUGCGAAACUGGACCGAAGAUUCUCGCGGAAAUGCAAACUACAAGAAACUAGCGAGGCUGGCACACGAGCUUGAGCCCAAGCUUCUGCCCGAGCUCAUUGCAAUCUACGAUGGCGUUGAAAAGGUUUAUGCCAAACGGACAAAGAAGAUCCUCAACGAGCCAGCCGAAGAUGAGGAACCAAUGGACGACGACGACUCUGACGAGGAGGAGGACGAAGACGAAGGCUUGACUCAAGAAGAGAAGCUGGCACUUGAGCUCAAGUCUGAGAAGGCUCUUUGUGAAUUGGCGGCCAAAUAUGUCCUCGCUAUCGCCCAGAAGGUCCUUGAUCAGACAGGCCCAUACGCGGGCAAGCUUCACAAGCGACUUCUUCGAAACCAGAGCAGGCUUGGCAAGAACUUCAGUGAGGUAGUCGCCUACCUUGACCCCAAAAAGGUCCGAGAUCACCUGUACGGCAAGAAGCUUCAGAGGUCCAAGGCGACGACGACCAAGUCCACUGCCGCAAAGCCCGCCCGUAGCGAGGAGAUUGUCGUUGACGAUGAGGAUGAAGAGGAAGAGGAAGAAGAAGCAGUUGAAGAGCAUGAGCCGGAAGAGGGCUCUAAAGAAGAUCUGCGACGGCGGGAGCUACUCGAGGAGGAGGAGGAGGAAGAGGAGGAAGAGAAGCCUGACAUGGAGGAGCCUCCUGCUACUAAUGAUGACGACGAUAUACUGGGCGACUGA